Molecule: messenger RNA, 660 nt
Organism: Spizellomyces punctatus DAOM BR117
Lineage: Eukaryota; Fungi; Chytridiomycota; Chytridiomycetes; Spizellomycetales; Spizellomycetaceae
Exons: 1
Coding region: 103-495 (130 amino acids)
Source: RefSeq, a predicted model, not a curated record
GGAUGGAGUGGGGAAGGAUGGAGAAGACAUAAAAGUAGAAGCGGCUCCCCCAUCGCCGCCUGUGGAAAAGAGUACAACCCAGUAUUACACUAAUUUUUCGCUAUGCCCACCACAGUUGCAACAAGUACCGCAGCCAGGAAAACUGGUGUGAAAGGUAUCUUUGCCCUCUUCAAACGCGGUGAGCCCGCUGUCGAUGCGUCCGCUGUGGAUUUUCUGCGUCGAAUUUCGUCAGAAGACACUCUCAACGACGAGUCCACAGAACAAGUAGAGGAAGUCCCAAAGGAAGCCGACCCCUACAAGAUAUUUAUUGCUACGGUCGAAAAGGACGUCCAGUCUCUCCAGCAGCAAAAAGGCUUUCGCACUAUGCGCUGGAAAAUCCCACCUGGUGUAGAUACGAACAAGGUGCUUCGACAAUGUAAACGGCUAUCGUCCAAAGCACAAUUCGUGAUCGAGCAAGUCGGAACCUUGAAUUACAUAACUGCAAAGUUGUCAUGAGAUUCUUCCGUUUCGGUGACAUGUACAGAAUAGAUCGUGUAAAUAUUAUACUUCGUAUUAUAGAAUGGACAUUGUGUAUUACUUGUAGAUUGCAAUAGAAUAAGUAGAUCGCAGUCAACAAUAUCUCAACAUGCAGUUCCAACAUGGGACUAUGACUGGCCAUGA